UCUGAUUGCAAAAGCUCCUAGCUACCAAUACGCAGUAAACCGUCAUAUCAAAUAUACGUCACCUCAUACUAGACUUCUCUCAGUUCUUAAUUAUCAUUAUGUCUCCUCUAAACUCGCACUAUCAGCACCUUGCCAGCUCAAACGGCAUGAACAGAAACUACCACGACCACAUUACCACGGCUUGCUUCUCUCAUAAAUCAAAACCAGUACGAACUACGACCGAUACGAGUGAGUGGCGCUGGAAAUGCUGCAACUGUGACGCUGGGGGUAAUAACUCCUUCGAAUACAAUGCUCGUUGCACUGAUUGUGGGCAUGGACGAUGCGCAGAGUGCAGUACCUGGAAGCCGAAAUAGAUACUCGAACUAGGCACAAAGCACAACCGGCAUGGCUACCAUGGAGAAGGUAUCUGUGCCGAGCUGAGGGUUUCACGCCUUUCCUUUUUUUUCCUUUUUUCCUCAGGAGGCUCCGUUUUUUUUAGAAUAUACACUUCAGGAUCACUGCCUUUCUGGUUACGAUUAGUGGAGGUUACACGGUCUUUAAAAGUUCCAAAAGUUCAGAUAUCUCUUGUCUCCUAUUUGUGGUUUCGGACGGAAUGAGAAGUAGAUGAAGGCUCACGCCAGUUUGGGUUUACAUGGGAUUUGUCUUCUUUUCGGGAAACACAAAAGCGGCACAGAUUCAGACUUUAGUUAUAGGUAUCAU
Messenger RNA from Daldinia caldariorum, 699 nucleotides. RefSeq lists its product as uncharacterized. The record is from RefSeq and is a predicted model, not a curated record. Bases 99 to 353 code for a protein of 84 amino acids. Lineage: Eukaryota; Fungi; Ascomycota; Sordariomycetes; Xylariales; Hypoxylaceae. The transcript is spliced from 2 exons.